Molecule: messenger RNA, 1011 nt
Organism: Eufriesea mexicana
Lineage: Eukaryota; Metazoa; Arthropoda; Insecta; Hymenoptera; Apidae
Product: octopamine receptor beta-3R
Exons: 4
Coding region: 1-1011 (336 amino acids)
Biological process (GO): adenylate cyclase-activating adrenergic receptor signaling pathway; positive regulation of MAPK cascade
Cellular component (GO): plasma membrane
Molecular function (GO): octopamine receptor activity
Source: RefSeq, a predicted model, not a curated record
AUGCACGUGGAUACCCGGGUGAGUGGACGUCCGUUGCAACUCACGACGAGUCUGCGGAAGAACUCGUCGCAGGUCCAGCUCGUAUCUACCAUCGGAAGAAUCUCAGAGUCGCUCAACUCGAGCGUCCGUGACACGCUGCAAGCGGCCACCGCAUCCGGGGACACUUACCAUCCGCCGAACGUGGUCUGGACGACGAUCAAAGGCGUGGUGAUCAUCAGCAUCAUCGUGACGGCGUUGGUAGGCAACGCUCUGGUGAUCGCCAGCGUCAGGCGGCACCGGAAGCUCCGGGUGCCCACCAAUCGCUACGUGGUCAGCCUAGCCGCGGCAGACUUUCUCGUCGCGGUCUGCGCCAUGUCUUUCAACGCGUCCGUCGAAUUGACCGGUCAAUGGAUGUUCGGCAGGGUGAUGUGCGACGUGUGGUGUUCGUUGGACGUUUACUUCUCGACAGCCUCGAUCCUCCAUCUGUGCUGCAUCAGCGUGGACAGGUACUACGCGAUUGUCAGGCCCUUGGAGUACCCGGCGAUCAUGAGAAGACUCACUGUCACCUGCAUGCUUGGCAGCGCCUGGCUGCUGCCUGCUCUCAUCAGUUUCAUCCCUAUCUUCAUGGGAUGGUACACCACUGACGAGCACUUGGAGAAGUUGAGCAAGCAUCCCGAGGUGUGCAUGUUCGAGGUGAACCGAGCCUACGCCGUGAUUAGUUCCUCGGUCUCCUUCUGGAUUCCUGGUCUCGUGAUGAUCGUGAUGUACUGCAAGAUCUACAAGGAGGCUGUGCGUCAAAGGGAGGCGCUCAGCCGCGCCUCCAGCAAUACCGUCCUAAAUAGUGUUCACUUGCACCGGGCGUCCACCUCGAGGCAUCAUUCCAGGGCAUCCCAUCAGCUGUUGCUACACCCGAGUGACGCCAGCGAUUUCGGCAGACCUGUGUCGUAUAGAACGGCCGCGGAGCUGAACGUGGAGAACGGUAGAUUAGGAUCAUAUAUCAGCUUGGGUCUAGGACAUGUUUGGGGAUCCUAA